GCAGAGGGCGGACGAGGAGAGACCGCAGCACGCCCGCGCCAUGGGUCCGGUGGUGGAGCGGCCGGCCGAGCCCGGCACGAGCAGCGCCGCCGAGCUGGAGCUGCUGAAACGGCGAGCGGCCGAGCGCAUCGACGAGGCGGCCGAGCGCCUGGGCGCGCUGAGCCGCGCCAUCUGGAGCGCGCCCGAGCUGGCCUACGAAGAGCACCGCGCGCACGGCGAGCUCACGCGCUUCUUCGAGUGCGAGCCGCCGGCCGCCUCGUGGGCGGUGCAGCCGCACUUCGGGCUCCCCACCGCCUUCCGUGCCGAGUGGGCGCCGCCGGAGUCCGCGGCGGGGCCCCGCGCGCUGCAGGUGGCCUUCCUGUGCGAGUACGACGCGCUGCCAGCCCUGGGCCACGCCUGCGGCCACAACCUCAUCGCCGAGGUCGGGGUGGCUGCGGCGCUCGGCCUGCGGGCUGCGCUGGAGAGCAUCGCUGCGCCGCCGCCGGUCAAGGUGAUUGUCCUGGGAACCCCUGCAGAAGAAGAUGGUGGUGGCAAAAUUGAUCUAAUUGAAGCAGGUGCCUUCGAAAACCUUGAUGUUGUUUUUAUGGCUCAUCCCUCUCAGGAGAACGCUGCCUAUCUCCCGGAUGUGGCCGAGCACGAAAAUGGAAGACAGAGCCUUCCACAUGGUAAACAGACACUCCCUGGGAACUACAUUCUCGUUCCCACAUCCCUAUGCUUUCGCUACAGAUGCUUUUCAAAUACACAGUCCAACAUGGGGGCUGACAGAUGGCUCUGUAGUGUGACUGUGAAGUACUACGGAAAAGCGUCUCACGCUGCCGCUUACCCUUGGGAGGGUGUGAACGCCUUGGACGCUGCAGUUCUUGCCUAUACCAACCUCUCUGUGUUAAGACAGCAGAUGAAACCAACCUGGAGAGUUCAUGGUAUAAUAAAAAACGGUGGUGUGAAGCCCAAUAUCAUCCCCUCUUACUCUGAACUCGUCUAUUACUUCCGUGCGCCCUCCAUGAAGGAGCUUCAAGUUCUGACCAAAAAGGCAGAAGAUUGCUUCAGAGCUGCGGCUUUGGCUACGGGCUGCACAGUAGACAUUGAAAGUGAAGCACAUGAUUAUUACAAUGUCAUUCCCAAUAAGACCCUGUGCAGUGCGUAUACGGAGAACGGGAAGAAACUGGGAAUGGAGUUCAUUUCAGAAGAUGCGGUACUGAAUGGCCCUUCAGGCUCUACUGAUUUUGGAAAUGUCAGUUUCGUGGUUCCUGGGAUUCACCCGUAUUUUUACAUUGGGACUGAUGCCUUGAAUCACACGGAGCAGUACACAGAAGCUGCAGGAUCACAAGCGGCUCAGCUGUACACGCUGCGUACAGCCAAGGCUCUGGCAAUGACCGCACUGGACGUCAUCUUUAAGCCUGCAUUGCUCGAAGGAGUCAGGAAGGAGUUUAAAUGUAAACUUCAAGAAGAGCAGCUUUUAAAUACAGCAGCAUAGAAGGAAACCCUAGGGACUGGUCAGGAAAUGUUACGUUUUGUUUGUUUUUUACCUCUCAUGUUUUUCAGUGAAAGAGAGCAUGCUUGUUUUUCAGUCCUGGUAAGUGAGGACAGAUAUAGGGAAGAAGACACGAAUGCACGUCUAGAUUUAGUGGAGUUUGUGAUACUGCAGGCGUUGGUGCGUAACGCCAUCUAUUACGCCAGAUGAUACCUGAUCCUGUAACAUUCGGUAAUGUUUUGUAAGUGUAUCUGCUGUAUGGUGUUACAAGUCCCACGGGUUUCAGAAGGUGACACUCAUGAACUCUGUGGUUCAGAGUAGGGAAUGUCUUCUCGGCAGUUUAAAUCGAGGGGGAGACUUGUUUUAAGUCUAACUGUAUCUGUUUGGGUCUAAAGAAAAACUUGAAAUAAACAUAUGCUUGUGGGACACUCCUAGAAUCCCCAGUACAAAGAAUUAGCUCUACUUUUAACACUUAGAGAAGGGGCGAGGAGGAGUGGAGGGAAUGGUGGAAGAGGGAGAGGGAGAGAGAGAGAGAGAGAGAGAGAGAUCUUUACUUACAUGUAAUUACUCCAAGAAGUGGCAUAGGAACAGUGGGUAGUAACAGGAAAAAUGGCAGAAAGGCACAGUUGAGCCUUUCUAGCAGGGUAGGGUGUUGUGUGUUGUGUUACAGGAGUUGGCCGGAGUACAGACUAGGUGUGCUCUGUUCUCCAGUGUCCCACACGGUCCCCAGUCCCUAGCAGCCUCAGAAGAGCCCCAAAGCCCUGUGCUGGCCCAGUAGUAAUGUGAACCCAUGGCCUUGGAAAGGAGGCUCCGUAGCUCCUAAUGAGACUUAGUUAAGCUUCCUGCAGUUUCUCUGGACUUUCUUUUGUGCCUUGUCUGCUCGCUCCCUGGUUUGUGUCACCACAGCAUUUGUAGAGCCACAGGAGGGAGUUGUUUUUACAAGGAAGCCAGGAUUCGAGCUGGAAAUCUGAAACAUUUCAGUGGUUGUCAGUAAAAUCACUGUCAGUAAUGCCCUGGAAAGGAGCGAGUCACAUAAAAUCAGCAGUUCUUCAUGGUCCUCACUGUAGCACAAGUUUCUUUGGUUUUGGUGGGGCUGAGUUUGAGACAGGUUUUCCCUUCUGCCCGCCUCCUCCCCACUCUCUUCCCUCUGCUGCUGCCUCUCAGAUGCUGUGAUUAUAGGCUCGAGCACAGCACACCUGCCAUCUAGUGUGAACUUGCACAUGAUUAAAGUGUGAAGAAGCCGGUAAAACCAACUCGUGGGCAUUUGAGGAGGCGGUUCAGAGUCAGAAGUGGAAGGGCACAGGGAAGUGCAUUUGCUUCUGUGGUGGAAGCAAGUCACUUUCCCUCAGUGACACCAGCUGCCACUUAGAAGGUUAGCCAUCUUUGACCCUUCUAGCCUCUGAUUUCCUGUUUGAUGUGUACUUUAGAACAGGGAGCGGGGUUGUAUUGGAGGGCUAACAUCUGAGAACUGCUCUCUGCUGUUCUCUGGCUUGACAUAGGCUGGUGUUUGCUUGAUUACUUGCCUUUGUGCAGCUAGUAUACUAAGAAUUGUUUUGCAUUUUAGAGGUUAAAAAAAAAACCCCAAAAACAAAAAACCACCAUUACCACAAAGCAUAAAGUAUUUACUGUCUGACCUGUCAGGAAAAAGAAACCUCUCAGAGCCAGUCAAUCGGGCAGUUUCUGAUUUCUGUUCUCUUGAAUUUUCUGGGGAAAGCUUCAAGUCCUGCAUUGGAAGCACUUUAGUGUAGAUAGGGGCUGCCUGACAGAGUGAUCAGGACUGUUCCACCCUCUACUUUGUCCUUCUAGACAGAAGCCUGUUUCAGCUCCCCUCACCCUGCCCCACAAGUCCUCAGCCUUGCCUCUGCACACCACCCGUUCUGUCUUUGCGUAACAUUGAGAACUCAGUCCUCCAUGACACCUUGUGUCUGGAUACUCACACCCGAGUUUAUCAUAUUAAAUACAAAUUUUGUAUAAAGAGGGAGUAUCAAUGAAAACUUGAAUCAAAAAAUAAGACAUGCCAGAGAUGUGGUUUUUUUUUAUUGAUGGACUUGGUCUCCUAAAAGGCUGUUUUAUUAGUUCCUCACAUCUUGAGGGAUAGGUUUUUUUGUUGAUUGAUUUAGUUUUGGUUUUUGCAGGGCUUGAUAUUGAGACCAGGGCUCUAGCACAGAGCUGCAUCCCCAGCUCCAGGGCAGGGCAUUGGUUGCAUUUGCUAUAAUCUUGACACCAUCCUAGAACAGCUGUUGUUAUUUAUGCAGCCCAACCUCUGAGAAUCAUGUGUAUUCCGUGUCUGGUUUCCUUUUCCUUUUUUUUUUUUUAAGUAAAAUUAAAUUUGACUGAUGUAUAAACAAUGUCGGGUUUAGGUAGGUAAGGAAGGGUGUGUUUCUUGUUGGAGGUUGCUGCUGUGAUUUUACAAUUUGCUGUCUUAUUGUCCAAUGGUUUACCAUUUUGAACCACUUACACCAUGUCCUUACAAAUGCCUUUUCCUGUCACCUGGGAGAGGUGUUACGUCAAUGCAUUCUAGAAUGAGUAAGCUACACUUAGCAGCUUAAAUGUAAUUACAAUCUGAAAUUUAUUUUCCUUUACCAGCUUAAUUCUAAGGAAGCUUGAAUAUGGGACCUGUGCAGUACAGGUGUUAAAGUUAUGUUUCCUUUUUCCUAAAUGCCUGAGACCAGCGGUGUUUCAGAUUUUAGAUUAAAAAAAUGUUUUGAAAUAUUUGCAUAUAUAUUAUGUAAUCUAUAUUUUAUACAUAUAUAUGUAUAUACAAACAGGGAGGGGGAAGAUAGAGAUGGAACCCAGCUAGAGCUAUAAAAAUCCCUUUGUGUAUCACAUGGGCCUGCCCUAUGCACACAGCUUGAAGGACGGUGUGCUCAGUGUUUUAGUGUGUCUGAGAGUUAACUGACCUGUGUGCACAGGAGGCCAGUUGUGCAGUUCUCACCUAGGUCGUGCCACUCACAGUUGGAUUUCUGGAGCAUUUUGGUCAGUCAACCUGGACUGCGAACUAGUAAGUUGCUGUGUAUUCUGUGACUGUAGCUAAUAUUUAGCUUGCCUCAAAUUUUUUGAGCUGAUAUUUAGUCUUAACAAAUUCUCCUUAUUGGAUGAACUGCACAGGAAGUUUUUCUUUUCAACCACGUCUCUCUAUGACAUAAACGUUGGGGUACUUAGGGUAAAGUAGACACUGCAUGUGUUUAUGAAGGUGCAAACAGAAAGAAGGGUGUCAAGUGCUACAGUUGCAUUGCUGUUGCUGUUUGUAAACUGUGCCGUCUCAGCGUUUGGGUGAGUAAAUGUUUGCAACCACUGGAGAAGAGUAAAGGCCCUGUGUGUGGUGCUACAUCCUCCUAGGAUUUAGUUCACACAGACUAUGCCAGGAUGGAGGGGCACCUGAAAACUGCCCUGGGAGUUUUGGAGGAAGGGCUUCUAAAAUACUUAAAAAUACGUGAAUCACUUCAGUCUGUUUAAACGGAAAAAAAUAUUUGAUACCAGGUCUUUAUAUAUAUAUAUAAAUAUAUAUAAAAGAAUAGUUGUCUCAAGAGGAAUAAAAUCUGGAGUGUAAAAAAAAUGUUAAAAAAAAAGAAUACUUGUCUCACUUUAUAAUAUUUUUUAAAGGAAAAAAGAAAACGUUUCCAAUAGCUUUUGUGUUCUGUGAGCUCUCACUUUUUACCUGAAGCAGUCUUCUGUAGCAUGUCCCACAGCAUCAGAGUAACUUGAUGGUGACUAUCAUUUUUGUGCCCAUUAUCAGGCUCCAGUCAUCUGUGAGAGGGGAUAAACUACCUUGCUACUAACUUAGGCCUUUUGUGAUCUAAUGACAUAGCUGAGGGUGGUGUGUUCGGGUAUAUAAGAGGUUAGUAUAUUCAAAAACAAUCUCUGCUAUUGUGGUUAUAAUUAUUUUUGUAGUGUUUUAAUAGAUGCACAUUAAAGUUUGUAAAAAAAAUCUAAAAUGUCUGUGUGUUUAUCUAAUAGCAGUUAUUUUUAAUGAAAUAGCUAAAAAUAGAGAUUUCAUAAAAUAAAGCAUAACCACCCAAA
Molecule: messenger RNA, 5491 nt
Organism: Mus musculus (house mouse)
Lineage: Eukaryota; Metazoa; Chordata; Mammalia; Rodentia; Muridae
Gene: Pm20d2
Product: peptidase M20 domain containing 2
Exons: 8
Coding region: 41-1474 (477 amino acids)
Biological process (GO): proteolysis; regulation of protein metabolic process
Cellular component (GO): nucleoplasm
Molecular function (GO): hydrolase activity; dipeptidase activity; identical protein binding
Source: RefSeq, marked validated